CACAUUGUUUUCCCAGAGAUACAAUAAUAGAAUGAGAAAGUGCGUGGAUAAGUUUAUACAGGUGAAACUCCAAACCAGAGUCAACAUGUUUCAAGCUAAAUCUAAAGUCUUCAAAAUAUCUUGGAUAUUUGUACAACUGCCUUGUUGUAGGCAUAUAAUUUUUGCGAAUUAUUGUUUGCUUGCCCUGGAUAGAAAGGCCUAAAGAUGUGGAUCAGCUGGUAUUAUGCGUAAAGUUCCCACGCUAAUUCGGAUAAACCCAGAUAAUACAGAUGUUUACUUCCGAAGCUAACCCGCGGGGUAUAAAUAGUGAGUGUUUCGAACCAGAAAGGCAUCAGUUGAUCCACUUCAAUUACCAAUCAUCAACAUGAAGUUCACCUGUGCUCUGCUCCUUUUGGCCACUUUGGCUUGUGUCCUGGUGAGCCUGUCAAGUGCUGCCAGUUCCACAACCUCAACAGAGGCCAGCACCACCACCACAACAACAACGGCCUCGUCCUCGGACACCACCACCACCACUGAAUCCUCCUCGGACACCACUACCACCACCACUGCUUCCUCUUCUUCCUCCUCCGGCAAGAAGAAGCACAUUAUCCACUACAAGCGCAAGGUGCACCGCCCCAAGAAAGUCAGGAAGAUCCACCGCAAGAAGAACCGCAGCGGUUAG
This is a messenger RNA of Drosophila ficusphila, 661 nucleotides long. RefSeq names its product protein new-glue 1. The record is from RefSeq and is a predicted model, not a curated record. The transcript has a single exon. The coding region runs from base 365 to 661 and encodes 98 amino acids. Lineage: Eukaryota; Metazoa; Arthropoda; Insecta; Diptera; Drosophilidae.